Messenger RNA from Scutellospora calospora, 645 nucleotides. NCBI's taxonomy places the organism in Eukaryota, Fungi, Glomeromycota, Glomeromycetes, Diversisporales, Gigasporaceae. The record is from the annotation of a GenBank genome assembly.
AAUUCAUUUUUCAAAAUUUCAAUUCUUACCAUAUCUUCAUUGCCAAUUGAUAUUGAUGUGAUCUUCGAUAUUGACAAAGAAUCUGAUAUAGAAAUUAGUGACUAUGAGCUUGAUGAAACUAUUGAUAGAAUUAUGGAUGCGACGGAUGAAUGGAUAAAAAAUCUUAAAAAAGCAGGACUUAGUUAUGUCUGUAGUAUUGCUAGAAGAGAUCCUAAUAAAAAGUCACAGUUUACGCAAAAAGAAUCAAAAAAGUAUGGAUGUAAAAGUUAUAUCCAAGCUGCACUUCCAAUUAAUUCAAAUACAGUUACAUUGCAGCAUUACUAUAAACACAAUAAUCACCAACCUGGUCAGCUAUCAGACUUAUGUACACUUCCAUUAUCUAAUAAUAUUCAGUAUUUCAUUAAACAAUGUGCUUUAGAAGGGCUUGAUACUUACAGCAUACAAAGACUCUUGCGACAUCGAGGAAUUGAACUUCAGAAUUAUGUACAGCUUGUAAAAAAAGUUCAUAAUAAUAAUGACCCUUCGAAUAUCCAGUCAUUACAAGAUAGUUUAGUAACAAAAGAUGAUAUCUAUGCUAUUGUACAUAAUAUAAUGAAAACAUAUGCUUACCUUGAUGAUAAUGAGCUAAGAUCUCUAGUUAAAUAG